AGUUUUAAUCUUUAUCUCUUUUUAACUACCUUUACACCACUGCAAAGGUUCAAAAGCAAAUGGGAAAGAGAGGAGGAUAAGAGGAGAGAAGAGGAACUCCACUCUCUCUCUCUUUCUCUCUCUUUCUCUUGCUCUUGUUUCUCUUUCUUAAAAACUCUCUUACUUUGUGUUCUCUUGCUCUUGUUUCUCUUUCUUAAAAACUCUCUUACUUUGUGUUCAGAUUCAUAUAUAAAUCACCAAAAAGGUCAACAUGUACUUCUCCUCUUCUUAUUCUUCGCUUUUCUCUACUAAAGCUCUCAUCUUGUUGCUUGGUUCUAGUGAAAGUUGGUUUCUUGGAGAGGUUUGAGAGCUUGGCAAUGGAAAAGGAGAGGUUUUUCAGCUCGGCGGCGAUGAACUGGCAGAGGAGUGAAGCGAUGGCGGCGGUGGAGAUGAAUUGUGGCGGUGGGGAGGAAUUGCCGGCGUUUCUGAACAUCAAUUGGGAUCAAUCCGUGGAGCAGAGUGCAACGGCGCAGUUGGAGUCGGCGUUGAGCUCGAUUGUCUCAUCGCCGUCGUCGUCGCACCCUCCGCCGGUGGCCGCGGAGAGCGUCGUGAUCCGCGAGCUCAUCGGGAGGCUUGGGAGUAUCUGCAACUCCGGCGAGAUCUCGCCGCCGUCUCAUCUCAAUACAAGUAAUUGCAGCCACACUCCGUUGAGUUCCCCUCCAAAGCUCAACCUCUCGAUGGCGGAGGGCAGGGGAGGAGUGCCGAUACCCGGGAACUUGUUCCCUCCGGCGAACUUCCCGCCGUUCGCCGCCGACCCGGGUUUCGCCGAGAGGGCAGCGAGGUACUCGUGCUUCAGCGGGAGGAACUAUGCCACGCUCCCUGGAAGCCAAUUUGGGAUCCCGGAGACCGGGAAGCUGUCUAGGGUUCCCAGCAGCCAAUCACUGAAGGUUGAUGUGUCGCCACUGGAGGUGGAGCCGAGGUCGAAGCUCACCGGAAGGGUUUCAGGGCCUCCGACGCCGAUGGAGACGGAGCUCAAGAGCUCCCAAGAGGCAUCGUCGGUCUCCGGCGAGAGUAAUUCAAGGAAAAGGAAAGCAGCGUCCAAAGGCAAAGGAAAGGAGACUCCUUUAUCCUCCAAGGUGGCUGAGGAGGAAGAUGGGAGUGCAAAGAGAUGUAAACUGGGAGAGAUCAAUAGAUCAGCUGAAAAGGAUGGAGAUGUUCAGCUGAAAACUGAACAGAAUGAUACAACAAGUAAUGGUAAUGAUAAUGGUGAUCAGAAACAAGGCAAGGAGAGCAAUGCCAAGCCACCGGAACCUCCAAAAGACUAUAUCCAUGUUCGGGCCAGACGUGGACAAGCCACUGAUAGCCAUAGCCUUGCUGAAAGGGUUAGAAGAGAGAAGAUCAGUGAAAGGAUGAAGUUCUUGCAGGAUUUGGUGCCUGGAUGCAAUAAGGUUACCGGGAAAGCAGUAAUGCUUGAUGAAAUCAUAAACUAUGUUCAGUCACUGCAACGACAAGUUGAGUUUCUUUCAAUGAAAUUAGCAACUGUGAAUCCUCGUCUUGAUUUCAAUGAUAUGCAUCAAAACCGAGGUCCUUUGCAGCAUUCUUUUUAUCCAAUUGAGAGUGUUCCGGGGGCCUUCUCGUAUGCUUACCAGCCUCAACAGGAAGCUCCUCUUCAGAGUGUUGUUACCAAUAAUGCUCUUGAAACUCAUUGCUCCAUGAAUCCUUUGGAUUCCGGCCUUCGUCGAAGUCUCAGCAUGCAGCCACCACCCUCUGACGGUUUUGCAGAUGCUGCUUCCCAGCUUUGCAAUUUCUGGGAGGAUGAUCUCCAGAGUGUUGUUCAGAUGGGAUUUGGACAGAAUCAAGAGGAUGCAUUCUCUUCUCAGAACUUCCAUGGAUCUCUGGCCACAUCUCACAUGAAAAUUGAGCUCUGAUAAUUAGAACACUGAUCAGAGCAUGAGAAGCAGACCUUUGUACAUACCGAAACAUCGGUUCGAAGAAAUUUUUUUUCCCAUUUCUCUUUUUAAUUUUCCUCCUAGAAACACUUAAAAUUCUUUUGAGAAAUUCUCUCAACUAUCAUUGUACAAUCCUGCUCGACUAAUUGCGUCCAGUGGUGCUACUGACACCAUAUGUAAGAUGCUGUAACAUGUUGUGAGUGAAGAGAGAAGAGAAUGUAACUUUGUAUUUUUAUCAGCAGAAUCCUUGUUGUGAAUUCAUCCUUUCCGUUUGUUUCA
This is a messenger RNA of Dioscorea cayenensis subsp. rotundata (Guinea yam), 2207 nucleotides long. RefSeq names its product transcription factor bHLH62-like. Bases 357 to 1907 code for a protein of 516 amino acids. The transcript has 8 exons. Gene Ontology annotation, cellular component: nucleus. Gene Ontology annotation, biological process: regulation of DNA-templated transcription. Lineage: Eukaryota; Viridiplantae; Streptophyta; Magnoliopsida; Dioscoreales; Dioscoreaceae. Gene Ontology annotation, molecular function: DNA-binding transcription factor activity; protein dimerization activity. The record is from RefSeq and is a predicted model, not a curated record.